AUGAGCAAAUUAAGAUUACCCAUAAAUUGGAAAAGUUUAGAGUUAGAACUUGGAGAAGCUCUUAAGGCAGAUCAAUUAUACAGAUUACAAAAUGAUGCCAAACUAAGAGCAGUGGAGCAGAAUGUAUCUACGUAUGAAGAUUUUAGACAAAUGGUGAAUGCUGCCCAUUUGAAACCCUUGGAACGUGCUGAUUUCAAACCUGUAUCACAGAGACCUUGGAAUCCUGUUGUUGAUAUGGACAAUUCAAAUACAGCAAUGUUGCUCGAUCUGGUAAAUGAAAAACAGUCUGAAGAUUGUCGCAAGGUCUCCCCCGAACAGGAGAUUAAUAUCUUUCAAGAUAAAAUACCUACCACGUAUAGACAAUUUGUGCAAACUUGGAAAACGAUCAAAGGAAACAUACCUUACUAG
Molecule: messenger RNA, 408 nt
Organism: Habropoda laboriosa
Lineage: Eukaryota; Metazoa; Arthropoda; Insecta; Hymenoptera; Apidae
Product: coiled-coil domain-containing protein 103
Exons: 3
Coding region: 1-408 (135 amino acids)
Biological process (GO): determination of left/right symmetry; inner dynein arm assembly; epithelial cilium movement involved in extracellular fluid movement
Cellular component (GO): outer dynein arm
Source: RefSeq, a predicted model, not a curated record